This is a messenger RNA of Pocillopora meandrina, 8047 nucleotides long. Lineage: Eukaryota; Metazoa; Cnidaria; Anthozoa; Scleractinia; Pocilloporidae. The record is from the annotation of a GenBank genome assembly.
AUGUGUUCAAGUUGGAUUGUAAACAGUUUCUGUGUUAUAGUUGGACUUGUGAUAUCGUUAAAACUCUGUUCGUCCGUUGCCUAUGUUGACGAUGACGAUUGCUUAUCGAGGGGACGAAACUGCACCUGGUGUCUGAACGAUGGAAACUGCGGAUUUUGCGACAAAUGCGGUGAUCAUUGCCACAAACCUGGGGCGAUCCAUUCUUUAGAGAACUGUACAAACUGUGCUUCGUGUAUUCCUGGCAAUCUUGCGGGUUCAAAGAAAGGUUACGAUUGCAGAGCAGAAUGGUAAGCUUAUUAAUUCACGAUGGAAAGCUAUUAAUUCACGAUCACAUCACAGUAAACACUUUCUCGCUUCGACAACCACGCUAGUCUUGUGUUCCACAGCGGACAUGACAAUUUAUGUCAGCCUCAUACUCAAAUUUUUGCAAUUAGCCAUGUUUGGAGUUCUUUAGAACAUUGUUAUCAGGAAAUGAAAGUAAUGAUGCUAUCAUCCUGUAUGGCCGUCUGUUAGUACAAUAAUGGCGUUAUUUCACCUCACACGACUUCGAUAAAUAGAUUGGUGUACACGAUGUAAAAAUUUUUCCUGUAAGGUUCUCGAUUUUAACGCUGUUUACUUUUCAGGCAGUUAUAAAGUUCAGUGAACUGAAUGACCGGUUUUAAGUUAAAAUCCUCUUCAACUCACGUGGUUACUUUUAGUUCAUUUGAGCCUGAUCUUUUUAGUGCUAUUCAUCAAUUUUUUCGCGUCAUUUUCUCCAUAAAAUAUUGCUGAUUUCUUCUAUUACCCUUUUUCAAUUUUUUUUGUUGUAUGAAGCACUUGCAUGCAAUAAAAUGUUACUUGGAAUAUGAUAUCUUCUUUACAUGGAAUUAAAGGUUAUUGAAGAAGCUUUGCCGUUUGGAAUGGACAAAAAUGAAAGCUGAGCUGCAGGUUUUACUGAAAAGGUUUUACUGAAUAUCUUUGAAAUUGGUUUGAAAUAUUUGCAUGGCGUUAUGAAACACUUGACAUACCUCAGAAUUAAAUUUUUUGAAAUGCACCCUCGGACAAAAUUUAGAUUUUGUCCUACGAAGAUCCCAAAGGGAAACCUCAUCUAAAUUUCACAAAACGUACCCUUUCUUGUCACAUGAUCUUUGCUUAAGUUUUGAAUUAAAUCAAAUGUUUUAAGGUUUUUUGGUGUGUAAGAUGUUAAGUGUAUCUACUAUAAAAUCUGUUUACAUAUCUUUACAUUAUCUCGUCAGGUAUUAUUAUGAGAAAUGCCCAGAGGUUGUUAGUGAGCAGAAGACUGUGUAUGUUGAGAUUGCUCUUUAUCUUAUAAAUCUCCAUUCUGUGGAUUUAAAGGCUGGAACCUUUCAUGCUGAUUUCUAUCUGUACUUCAAAGGUGUGGACUACAUUCAGAUUUUUUUGUUUCAAUGACAUCCUCUCAGGUGCAUUAAAAGAUUCCCACACACAAGAGUUAGCUCAAACUCUAGGUGAAAUCUGUAUGCCUGUUAUGUCACUGACAGAUGAUGCUAUCAAGAAACAAAUAGCUGUUUAAUUAUUGUACCUUCUCAUGCUAUAUCAGGAGUUUAAAAUCACAAAAUAUGAUUAUAGUGAUAUGCAGAUGAUAAUCAAAACAGAAACAACAAUAUAUAAAUUUGUACUUAUAAUGAUAAAGAUUUUUAAUCAAGGAAGAGAGAAUGUUAACAAAAACAGUAAGAAUGAUUAUUAUGAUGGCAAUGAUAGUAUAUAAUUUUCUGAUCCUCAGGCCAGUACCUGUUUGCUCUGGCUCCUGCCUCUGCCCCUAGUUGACACUUCAACCCUUUGAUCCUAAAGGGUGACUAGCAUCUAAUUUCUCCUAAAAAAAUUACCCCUGAAUCACACAUGAAGUUGGUGAGAAUAAGGGAAAUGAUCUCCAGCUAAAUAAGCUCUUGACUGUUGAACAAAUUCUCCUUGUUAGCACCACAGGAAAAGUAUAGAGGACAGUGUGGAGAAAAUGCAUACUGAUGUAUGGGUAUAUAAAGGGUUAAAGUAUGAGCAAAAAUGAGAUUUUUAACUGAGUUACUAAAUAGAAGUGGAAUAGAAGGCUGGCCAUUCAUUAGGCAACACUGGACUUUCUGAACAUUAGAAUAUUGCUAUAAAUAAGAAAUAUGUAUGAAAUAAGUCAGGAACAUUUUCUUUUGUAUAUAAUACAGUACCUGAAGGACAGACAAUGUAUACAAAACAGAAAUGUAAAGAUGGUCUUAGAGGAGCUUGCUUUGAGCUUGUAAAUGCUGCUGGCCAAGCAGAGGUCAGUAGAACCAUCAGUAUCUGUUUAUAACUAAUCCCUUAGAGAGGGAGAUAUUCCAUGAUGUUACCUCUAAACUGAAUUAGAUCAAUUAUGACAUUUAUGAUGCCACAGGUAACUGCAAAAUUUCGAACUAGUUUUGCUCACUUUUCCUCAGAAAAAAAAAUCAAUACCUCUUAACAUUUGAGUCUGAGGUCCAAGCUGCAAGUUACAAAGUUUAACUUUGUUUUCUUCUUCUUGGAUUUAUGGCCCAACUAAGUGUGAAGUAGGUGGGUCAUAAAUCUAAGUGAAAUACAAAGGAGAUGGGUAAAAUGAGGUGAAUGGGCAAAUGGGAGGAUGUGUAAAACAAGGUGUUAUAUAAAAUGGUAAAUUUUUCCCACUCAUAAUGAAAUUAAAAAAAACAAAAACAAAAAACAAAAAAUGUUCCAACAUACACAUAAAAUCUUUGCAGGUCUCCAGCCAUGAAGGAAAGUAUUUCAGGGUGAAAUCAGCUUUUAACUUUGCAGCAGAUCUUCAGGACUAUCCGUAAGUGUGGUGAAUUUACUAAUUGACAAUUUGUGCUUACAACAAUUGUCCCAUUACUUUGUAAUGAAAGAUCUUGAAUUUGUUUUGUUUUUUUCUUGUACAGCUAUGACAAUCAAACACUGAAAAUUGUAAUACAAGAUAUGGAAAUGACUGCAAAGGAGCUUAGAUGGAAAGUUAUGCAGGUACAGAAUUUAAAAAAUCUUAAGUGUGCUAUUAAUCUUUUAGCCCCUAUAUCACCCCUGAAUCAAGCACGAAAGUCAUGAAAAUAGAGGAGAUGAUCACCAACUAAAGCAGCUCUUGAUUGUGAAACAAAUUCUCCCUGUCAGCCUCUUUGGAAAUGUAUGGGGAACAGUUUGGAGAAUAUGCAUAUUGAUGUUAGGGUGUAAAGGGUUUACUAAUUUCCAAUAUGAUAGGCAUGUAGCUACCUAUUUUUGAUUAGUUUUCCAAUCUCCAUUUCAUCCAACUUGUUCAAGUGAAUGUAAUACUUUGACCUGUAGACAGCAGGCCAAAUUAUUACUUACAGCACUUUAUUUGAUUACGAUCAGAUUCCUUUAUGAAGAUGAAGAACCCUUUCAAUUCCCAAAGUGACUUCAUAGUUCAUUUGUUGGUGGCUCACCCAACUAAAUAAUGGGAGGGUUCCAGCCCUCUGAGGCCAGGGAUUUUCAGGUUAUUUUUUUGUUGGCAAUGUUUUUCAAUAAAAGCACUCACAGGGCUAUACUGGUCACAUGGGGUGAAGACACUUGGUUGAUUUCUCUUUAAAUUUCAUUGGUUAUCAAAAAUCAACCUAAGUUUGCUUCCUUUUUAAAAUGCAUUUGUAGGGAUCAGAUGACAGUGAUUUCAAAUUCCGGGGUGGAGUUUCACCAACACUUAACUAUACUGGCUGGUUAUUUGAUACCAACUCUUGGUCACAGAUGGUUUAUGAAAGGUAUGUUACCAGUAUAUCAGUGUCAUCAUAAAUAAUUUGGGAUUUUGCAGUGAUUUUGCUUCUCCAAUCUAUUUGAUUGGUCUCGAAAACAUGUGCCAACUUCUCAACCAACCAAAUGCUAAAAUUUUAAUAAACUGGGACUUGGUUCUAGUCAGUGACUGGUUUUAUAUCUUAUUUGUUGCAAGGGUGACACCAGAUGUCUGAUCCAAUCACAAUGCAUAAUAAACCCAAAACAAUACCCUAGAUUAGCGAACUUUUUGAAGAGCCAAUAAGAACUCAAAGUAAAAACAAGACAACCACAUAAAGUGCAAGAAAAAGCUGGCAACCAGGUUGUGAUUGGUGUUAGUUUUUAGAAUGUGUGGCGCAAGUUUUCUGGACCAAUCACUGAGCAAAGUAGAGGAAAACCAAUGCAUUCCUGCAUUACUUUCAACACUUAACCCUUUAACUCCCAGAUCAAAUUUGUAAUUCUCCUUACUCUCAACCAUACAAUUAUUAUAACGUUAGUUCUAAGAAUUUGGUAUUGGAUCAACUACUUAUCCCCAAAUUGAUCUUUUCCUUUAUUCUCAUCACUUAUCUGGUUGAUAUUGUAUAGAUAUUGUAAGGAGAAAUUCUGUCUUGGUCACUCCUGGGAGUUAGGGUUAAUUGAAAAUUGCUCUACUUUCAAUACCCAACUAAAAGUAACUCUCCUAGAUAUAUUAUUGAUACUGGUGAUUGAGAUGAGUUUUGUUUUAAAACAUUUUUCAGGUACAACCCGUUUUUGGACCAAGGAGUGUCUCGCUAUGAAUUUUUAUUUCAUAUGAGAAGACACAAGCGUGCAGCGUUUUUCAAGAUAUUUUUACCUCCUCUUUUUAUAGUUCUUGUAGUAAGUAUAUGAAUACCGAGAAAAGUUACUUGAAAAUAUAAAUAAAAGUGUAGUGGAGUUAUGUAAUUGUCACAUCCAUCUCGUCUCACGAUAUUUUAUUGCACUGGUGCGUGCGUGCGUGGAGAGAAAGCGAAGGAAAAGCAGUGUUUACAAGUGUUUACAAGUUCUCGCUGCCUUUUUCAACCCAUUUUAUUUUGCAUCCUGUGAGCUGAGCUAUGCAUAACCCGUCAUGUAGAGCUAAAUGCAUUUUAGUACGUUCUUUUGGUGCGACAACCUUACCUACAACAUUUUUAUCAUACUUUCGCCGUACCAGAGUCGCACGUGCACUGCAGGUGGACAGAGUCUGAGAUAUGAUGCUGUCAAUUAGCCCCCUUCAAUUCUCAGCGACCAAGUAGAAUGCACUUACAGUUAAAAUACUGUCACCACUGGUCUCUCUCUUGACUUGGCAAAGUUAUUUCCGAUUGCGAGGCGAGAGCUACUGUUUUAGAAUUGUUAAGGCGUUAGUUAAAACUACCACUGAGUGAACGUGACAUAUAAAGUGUAUUUUUUUCCUCUCCUCCUCAGGUCUGUUUUUCAUUUUCUAUUCCACCAAAUGACGCCUCAAUGCGAUUGUGGAUCGAUGGGUAAGUGUAUUUAAUACAUGUGUUUCUGAGACUAACCACAUGUCGAUUUAGUUUUUAAGUGAGCAGGCCACAAAGAUGAACUACUGCCUUACGUAGAGGAUUUUUGAUGAAAAGCAAAAAAGACCACGGUCUAUUCUGCUGGCGAAAUUCAGCAAGUAAUAAACGUUUAUCUUCUGAAAAAAAAAAGAUUUAAAUCGAUCUGGAAGAGAGUUUUGCUCUCUAUUUGUUUGUUUGUUUGUUUGUUUGUUUUUUUCUCGAACAACCACUGUUCCUUUUGAGAGAAGAUUCUGCGGUGUGCGCUAGACCAAACAAGUAAAAAUAUCACCAUUUAAAAGUGUUUGCGCUAAAGUUUCUUAGUUUAGCGGCUGUCUUGAAAACAACUUUUUAUCCAAAAUAUGUUUCUUUAUUUCUUUCUUUUCCUUCUUUAUUCACAGUUCACUUUUGGUGUCUGCUGUUAUGUUUCAUGCCACUGUCAGUGAACAAACACCUGAUACACCGGUAACUUGGCAUUUGGAAAUACUAAGAAUUCUACUACAGAAAUAAUUGCAAUUUCGUCCCUUGUUCUGGUGCGUUCUUCUAUGAAUUACCCAUAUGUAAUUUUUGUUUUGUUUCAUUGGCAGGAGUUAACUUUGGCUGAUCGCUUUAUGGUCGGAGUCUAUGGCUUUAUUUUCGCUUCAUUCAUUGUUACAAUAGUGAUGUUAAGACUUCAACGAGAAAACUACUACUACUAUGCUGAUACAUUCUAUAGCUACACAGAAUGGCUGGUAAGAAUUACUGUCGUUUGCCUGAUUGGAGGGAUGAAACUUUUUCUAUAUUCUAUAUUUAUUAGGUGGUCUAAUAGCAAUGGAGAAAGCCGAUAUCUUAUCACGUUGGUUUUUGUCACGAUGUUCCAUAGCAAGUCUUAUAGCCUACCUUUGACCUAAGCCUACAGUCGUCUUCGGAUUUGACCCGGGUCAAGAUCGGAUGUGACUUGCUCUCGAAGUUGAUCCGGAACUUACUUUUGACUCCGAUGCAAGUUAACUCAGAUUUUACAUGAGUUCUAGUAAAAGUCUCCCUUGGAUUAUGUAAACAUGUUUUUCGUCUUGUCACGAACGUAAGAAAAAGAAAAUAAAUAGGAGUCUUCUUGAGGAAUCGAACCUUCCAAUGCUCCUUCUCUAUCUUGGAGUUAACCUUGGUUUGGAUUCGACAUGAACUCAGGUUUGACUCGGGUUUGACUCGGGCCCGAAUGUAACUCCAAUACGGGUUUUACGCAAAGUCGAGUGUGAUAUGGACUCUAAAUCGGAUUUAACUAGUAUGAUCGGACUUCGCUACUGGAAUUGAGCUUUAUUCGUUCGGUGUAAAGAACGAAGGAAAAGUACCAAGCCAUUUGACACAAUUCCCGACUAAUCUGAAUCUGUUUUUGUUGAUUUUUAUGAGCUGAUUGUUCUUUAUUGCAGGUGUGGUUUACAGCGCCGACGUUCUUCUUCUUUCUCUAUUACGUGAAUUCAUCGCUUGAAAAUGUACUGCUUUAUGAAGUCCUUGUCGCUGUUUUGUCUCUGAUACUCAACAGAUUUGUCUCGUGUCUCAAGUAAGAGUCUCGUCAGUACUUUUGGAGUGGGGUUAAACAGGGGUGGGUCAGAAAUAUUAUAUUGAGCGAGGGGAGGGUUCAGAAUUCCUUCUUGAUCAACUCCUCCACCCCAGUAAAUCGCAUUUGUACGCACAUGCACAAAUAAAAUCACCCAGUUGGUUAGUAAUAUGCGAUCUUGUCGUUGCUAUCUUUGCGGUCAUACAGGUAGCAAAAACCCUUUGUUUGUGAUUAACAUGGCUCCAAUGAUACGUGAACAUGUUUUUGCUUUUGUAGAUCCCGUUUGUUCAGGUUACUGAAGUUUGACACAUCAUCAGGAACGAAUUGCCAAUCUCCGCUGGAAGAGAGUGUUAACCAGCGAGGCGGUGGAUAUUUCAGACUAACACAAGACGAAGUAAGAGAGAAACGUUGAUUAAGAUAUAUUCCAAACAUCAAGCUGAGUAAAAUAUGAAAAAAAUUUGCCGCACGCAGUUAUCGCAGAUCUAAUCGAGGCCUGUUCAUUUUUCCUUGUCAUUCUACAGGAGUCAGAGCUGCAAUCACAUGCAGCAGUGUGCAAGCCUUGCUUUCCUGGUAACCGUGACAACACAUGUGAGGAGCCCUGCCCAAAACAGCAACCCACACCCAAUAAGAAAGCUUGAUACAGAGUUCCAAACAUGAAAGGAUUCAGCACAAAUAUCGUCCUUGGAGCCGUGACCAAUUUGUUUUAUUUUGUUGUUAGUUUUAUCGGCAAAUCAGAUUCUUAAUCUCGCAGCCAGACCUACCCUCUGGGAACGAAGGAUUAUCUUUUACUAUAUCAAGAUCAUAACAUUCCCGCGGUGAACUUUUGUCCACUGGAUUGACUGAAUUGUGCUGGUGAGAAGUCACACCGCCCCUUGGAUUUGAAGGAUUUGAGGACAUAUUUUAUUCUCACAAAGCACGAGAACCUACGUAGAUUUACCAGAUCUAGCCUGAGCUUAGAUUAUCUUUUUCUUCCUGUUACACAAUGGUUUUACAUUUUUAUGAAUAGCUGAACCUUACCUUACCUCUGCUCCCAUGUAUUAGCCAAUACCUGAUGUCAUUGCACAAGAUCGGACAGGAAAAUUUGAGUGACAUGAGAUUUCAAAUAACUCAAGAAAAAUAAGUGUUUAUAAGCUUCAUUCAUUCAAUUAAGAAUUGCACUUGUGAUAUUUUGUUUUAAUCAGAUAAAAAACGUAAGUUUACACUUUUCCACUUUUCUCCAAUCUCAGCUUCUUACUUAACACAAGCAGACAACACGUAAUAUGUACAAGUCACUAUGCUAAUAUAGACG